Antechinus flavipes (yellow-footed antechinus) is the source of this 630-nucleotide messenger RNA. RefSeq names its product mitochondrial ribosomal protein L53 (gene MRPL53). NCBI's taxonomy places the organism in Eukaryota, Metazoa, Chordata, Mammalia, Dasyuromorphia, Dasyuridae. The record is from RefSeq and is a predicted model, not a curated record. The coding region runs from base 239 to 562 and encodes 107 amino acids. The transcript has 3 exons. Gene Ontology annotation, cellular component: mitochondrial large ribosomal subunit.
GACGUGGGGCUGCCCCCAAACCUUGGAGAAAAGCAAACUCGCCUUGGAUUUAAGAGGUCACAGGACCCAAUACAGCGCGGAGGCGGCCCCUGGCGGCGGCUGCCUGCCUCUGCCGCCUCAGCUCUCUUCCGGGAGGUUUGGAGGGCGCUGGGGCGGACUCGCGACUCCGCCCUUUUACGGGCCUGGCGCGGACUACAUUUCCCGGCAUGCCGGGGCUGCGGCACUUCUAGAGGGCGACAUGGCCGGGGCUGCGGGGAGGAAGCUGGGGCUGCAGGCGGUUAAGCGAGUGUUGGUUCGUUUCUGCCCCUUUGAGAGCAACGUGGAGGCGACGAGGCAGUUCCUCCAAGCAGUGAGCAGCGAGAAGGUGCGCGCCUCCAACCUCAACUGCACCGUGCAGGUGGACGUGCGGCACGACGGCUCCGAGCCCUCCGUGGACGUGCUUUUCGGAGACGGAGACCGGCUGAUCCUUCGCGGCGCCCACCUCACAGCGCAGGAGAUGCUCGCAGCCUUCAGUUCUCGAGUCCUGGCCAAGAGCACCACCUCUUCCGGGCAGAAGGGCUGAGGGUCUUGGCGUCCGGGGAGAUGGGGGCAUGGGCUAGGGAAGGAGCAAAUAAAAGUGAGCCAUUGCGA